Molecule: messenger RNA, 4545 nt
Organism: Condylura cristata (star-nosed mole)
Lineage: Eukaryota; Metazoa; Chordata; Mammalia; Eulipotyphla; Talpidae
Gene: MARCHF4
Product: membrane-associated ring finger (C3HC4) 4, E3 ubiquitin protein ligase
Exons: 5
Coding region: 1914-3149 (411 amino acids)
Biological process (GO): protein ubiquitination
Molecular function (GO): zinc ion binding; ubiquitin-protein transferase activity
Source: RefSeq, a predicted model, not a curated record
UGUGGCGUCAGCGUCAGGCCUCCACUAGCGUGACGCGCGGGGUCUGGGUGGGAGCUGUCCACUCGUCCGGGGUGCUGAAUGCAGCAGCCGCGGCCCUGGCGGCGGCGGCGGCGGAGAGAGGUGGUAGACUUCUCCACUCAAAAACCUUGAUUCCAGUCGUCGGACGAUCAGCUCACCGCCCCGCCACCUCCUUUCCAGUACCACCCCUUUGGGAACUGAGCCAGGGGGGCAGCAGCAGCGGCAGCGGGUGCUGAGCAACGGCAGAAGAGGAGACAACACCUGCCUGGAAUCUGAUUUGCUUCCUCUCGUCUUUUAUGAGAUAUAUUUAUAUACGGUUUUGUGGAGUCGCAAAAACCAAGCCUGAGCCAAGUGUUGGCUGCCUCCCACCUCGGCCACAUUGCUUCGUUUCCCCCUCCUCACCUUGAGCUGGCACCACAAGCAAGACUUUCCUCGUUGCAUCUGCGAAGAGAGCCUCCCCCACCCCUACGCCCGCCUUGCCUCUGGUUGCAUGGCAGCGCUGCCCGAGCGCGGGGGCUCAGGGCCAGCCCCCCGGGAAGGAGGAGGAGGAGGAGGAUCAUGAAGCCAGGAGUCACCGCCGCGCCGGACGGCGAGCAGCAGCCAGAGGACGAGCCGGAGCAGCCCCCGCCCCGGAGACACCCGGACGCCGACGAGCAGUUGCUGCUGCCGCCACAGCAGCAUCAUCCGCCGCGGGCAGAUCCUGAGCAAGAGGAGGAGGGCGACGAAGGCCCAGAGGAAGAAGAGGAGGAAAAGGCGAGGCCACUGAGGCGCCCAGACCUGCCCUUCUGUGGACCCUUGCCCCUUGCCAGAAGGAACCUUUGAUGGAGACAAGGGGAGGGGGCCACGGAUUUAUCGGCUGUCCUAGGGGUGGGCUGUGGGCUGAGAUCAUGUAACUACUCCUUCCUUCUGUUCCCGCCCACACGCCCCUCUUCUCUACCCCUCUCCCCCGCCCCACUACCCCUCUCCCACGGCCCCAUACACACACUCUUCCUCUAGCCAGGGUCUUAAAGCUCAGCAAGGAGGAGGAGCUGCAAGGGUUAAAAGAUCUUUUUAUUCUUCCCCUUUUUUUCCCCCUUCCCAAUCCCUUAUUUUCCCACUCAUAUUCUCCAAAUUGACUUUCCCCUCUCUGUUCAGCCCUUUGGCUGCAGAGGCAAAGCACAAACCCCUUGACCAAUUUCACCUGCAGUCCCUCCCCCCACCGAACGGCUCUCUUAAAAGCAACUCUGGUGCUUCUGGGGGUUAAUUGCCCCAGUUUUCUGCCCAAGAGAAUUAAAACUUCUCCCUGCCUCCUCUCCUCCCUGCCUUGCCACCCCUCACCCCAGCCAAUCUCCUGUUACCUGAGGGAAACUACCUUUUCUCUCUUGUACAAGCAGUUCUUGAUUUUUUACUGAGCUAGUUUGCCCUAAGCCUAGCCCAGUCCACUUCAAAUUUAAUUUAAUAUCUUCCCCAUCUUUUUAUAUAAAAGAGAUUCCCCACACCUAGGAAUUUUAAAGAACUCGGUUAUUGUUGCCUGGGGAACUUUCUAACAACCAGACCUUGAUCUCAAGGCCCUAACCUUUCAUCUCCCCAUUUUUUUUUUGGUCUCUUCUCCUACCCUUACCUGUGCCCCCUAAGUCAAAGGUAGAGAGACAGAUACCCUGAACAAAGCCUAGAGUUGGGGGGAGACAAGAAAAUCCUUUUGGGGGUUUGCUACAGGUAGAGUUCAGAAACAGUGACUCACAGUUUUCAGUCCUGAGCAAUUUGUUUGCUAGUAGGAGGGGGUUUAAGAGGAGCCAGUGAGAAAGUACCCCCCUCCCCCCAUAAUACAGAUACUCUGUGGACCCACUACAACCACCCUAUCUUCCUCUGCAAAGACUCCAACUGCCCCUCCCGGGCGCUCUGCUUCCACUGGGCACAUGCUGAUGCCCCUGAGUGGGCUGCUCUGGUGGUGCUGCUGUUCCUGUGCCUGGUACCUCUGUGGAUUGUGCGUCCCGGCUCCCCAGAUGUUGCGCCACCAGGGUCUCCUCAAGUGCCGCUGCCGCAUGCUCUUCAAUGACCUGAAGGUUUUCCUGCUGCGGCGCCCCCCUCCUCCAGCGCCCCUGCCCAUGCACGGUGAACCCCAGCCCCCCGGUUUGGCGGCCAACAACAAUACCCUUCCGGCUCUGGGUGCCGGGGGGUGGGCAGGUUGGAGGGGCCCUCGAGAAGGAGUGGGCAGGGAGACCCCUCCUUUGCCACCUCUACCACCUUUGCCACCUUCUUCUGUGGACGAUGACUGGGGUGGCCCAACCCCAGAGCCACCUGCCUCUCUGCUCAGCAGUGCCUCCUCGGAUGACUUCUGCAAGGGGAAGGCUGAGGACCGCUACUCACUGGGCAGCAGUCUGGACAGUGGCAUGAGGACCCCGCUCUGCCGCAUCUGCUUCCAAGGGCCAGAGCAGGGGGAGCUGCUGAGCCCGUGCCGCUGCGAUGGGUCGGUCAAGUGCACGCACCAGCCUUGCCUCAUCAAGUGGAUCAGCGAGCGGGGCUGCUGGAGCUGUGAGCUGUGCUACUACAAGUACCAUGUCAUCGCCAUAAGCACAAAGAAUCCUCUGCAGUGGCAGGCCAUCUCUCUGACAGUCAUCGAGAAGGUUCAGAUUGCAGCCGCCAUCUUAGGUUCUCUCUUCCUCAUUGCCAGUAUCUCUUGGCUCAUCUGGUCGACCUUCAGUCCCUCUGCAAAAUGGCAGCGCCAAGACCUCCUCUUCCAGAUCUGUUAUGGGAUGUAUGGAUUCAUGGAUGUGGUGUGCAUAGGCCUCAUCAUCCACGAGGGCCCCUCUGUUUACCGCAUCUUUAAACGCUGGCAGGCCGUCAACCAGCAGUGGAAAGUAUUGAACUAUGACAAAACGAAAGACCUGGAGGAUCAAAAGGCAGGAGGCAGGACAAACCCCCGGACCUCCUCAUCCACCCAGGCCAAUGUCCCCUCCUCGGAAGAGGAGGCCUUGGGCACCCCUCCCACUGAGGAGGGCCCCACCCGGGCCACCAGCCACCCCUCAGGCCCUCUUUCUGACCACCACUGUGCUUACACCAUCCUGCACAUCUUGAGUCACUUCCGACCUCAUGAACAGCGGGGCCCGCAGGGCGGCAACCGGGAACUCGUCAUGAGGGUCACGACGGUGUAGAGGCCCUGCUGGGAGGCUGAGGCCAGGCGAGCACCAGAGGGAGCUGGACCAGGAAGGGCCAGCUGACGGGAGGCCUGUCGUGGGCGGGGCAGGGGUAAGGAGAGCGGCGGCCCCCCGGUGCUGGAGCAGACAGUGAAGGCAGUGGGCCUUGAGGGGCCUGGGCUGGAGCUUUUAUGGGUACGGUGGGUGUCAUGAGUCUUUCGUGAUUUCCCAUCCAGCAGUACCGUGGUCCACCAGCGAGGGCAAGGAAACAACACAAACUCAACAGCCAGGUUCAGUACAGACAGAACCUCACCAAAUAAGCAACAGAAACACCCAGGUGCACCCAUGUUCUCCACACCCGGGUGGAGAGGAGACUGGGAAGGGCCAAGGAGGUGCAUCUGGGAUGCACCUGUUUGCACCUGUGGUGGGAGAGGAAAUGCAAAGAGUGCGGGAACAGCAGCCACCCUGUUUUCUGUUGAGUUUGUCUUGGGGUCUCCCACGAACAGCAGGAGGGGGAGGAGCGUGGGCUGGCAGGGAGAGGGGGGCGUGAGCUGGCAGGGCAGUUCACAGAUUUUGGAGACCCUGGGUUCACCUGGAUGGGCAGAGUUCACCUCAGAGGUGGCUUACAGACCUUGGGGGUGUGGUGUAGGAGCGAGGUGCUGGCUGGCGUGAGUGUGCAGAGGGCGGGGUUUCUCCUCCCUUCCCAGCCCUCCAGACUGGAACUCCCAGUUUCUGGUGGGCUCUGCAGGCUUGGGUUUGGAGAUGGUGUCCUUGUGUGCCCUUGUUACUUUAUUUUAUGGUGAUUUGGCUCAAAAGAUGUCCACACACAUACACACACACACACACACACAGAGUACAGGUUUCUCGUGGGUAGCUCAGGCCUGGUUCUGAAGCUGUGACUUCAGCCUUCAGCGCUGUCAACCCAGGAGCCACUUUCCCAACUGCUGCCGGCCCACAGCCAGGACAUGCUCGGUGCCAUCCGUGCUCCUCCUGGCUCCAUGCCCGCGAAGUCCCAGGUCCCCCCUGGCAGGGAUUCCCCCCUCAGAGUCCCCACAGAGAGCUGCUCUCAAGGCGGGGGGCGGGGUGGGGGGAGCAGGAGGCACCCCAAGGAUUGGAGUGAGACCAACGGAAGUAUUUCUUGCUGAGGGCCCACCCAAGGGCCCUGGCCCUUCCCGCUCGCCCGCGGCCUGGCCCGGAGCACUAUCCUCGGGGUCCCGGGAGUCUGCCUGGCAGCGCCACUGGGUGGUCACUGGCAGUUUCUCGUUGUCACAGCACAAUGGCCGUGUCGUCGUGGGUACUAAAGGGACACUGUCAAGUACUUUUUUUAACUAGUUUUUAGGGUUUUUUAAAACUCUCUGUUGUUUGUAUUAUUCUCUUAAAAGCUUGAAAAUAAAAUUUCUUUCCCUACCACGAG